Molecule: messenger RNA, 4638 nt
Organism: Brienomyrus brachyistius
Lineage: Eukaryota; Metazoa; Chordata; Actinopteri; Osteoglossiformes; Mormyridae
Product: lysosome membrane protein 2-like
Exons: 12
Coding region: 243-1787 (514 amino acids)
Biological process (GO): receptor-mediated endocytosis; protein targeting to lysosome
Cellular component (GO): membrane; cytoplasm; lysosome
Molecular function (GO): scavenger receptor activity
Source: RefSeq, a predicted model, not a curated record
CAUUUCGGCUAGUCAAGGCCAUUCAAGACAGUUGAAGUACUGUCUGUCAAAUCUACUUGCUGUUGCACGUCAUCGUCUGUGGAGAGCAGAGCAAAAGUUGGAGAGAUUGCGAAGACUAUCGAUCCCACACUGUAAUUUCGGAGGUCCUUUUCACUGGUGCAUUAUUGACCGAAGUGACCAAAUAGGAAAAUAUCCGACAUAUAAUAUUUAAUAAUUUUCUUGGUAAUUAUCAUCCGUACAUCAUGACAAGGAAAUCGUGUGCAGUGUAUGCGACGGGAAUCAUCUGCGCGCAUCUCCUGAUAGUCGGGAUCGGUUUGCUGGUCGCGCAGAUCUUUCCUGCACUGAUACACAGCCGCUUAAAGAAGGAGAUAACUUUGACAGAGGGGAGUCGAGUGUUUGAGUCUUGGAAGAACCCCCCUCCCCCGGUGUACAUGCAGUAUUACUUUUAUAAUGUCACAAAUCCGGAGGAGUUUCUGGCAGGGGGGCGGGCGGCUGUUACUCAGAUGGGACCGUACACGUACAGGGAAUACAGGCCCCGGGAGAAUGUGACCUUUGUGGAGAAUGGAACUAAAGUCUCUGCUUAUAGUCCAAAGACUUUUGUUUUUGAGAGAGACAUGUCAGCCGGUGACCCAGAAGUUGACCUUGUGACAACUGUUAACAUCCCUUCGGUGGCAGUGAUGAACAAAGUGAAGGGCAGCUUUUGGACGAGCAGUAUGGUGUCCAUCUGGAUGAAGUCGCUAGGCGCUGGGCUUUUCAUGACACGUCCUGUUCACGAGUUGCUGUGGGGUUUCAAAGACCCACUGCUGACACGCCUUCAGGCCACAAAGCCUGAGAUUCACGAGUACUUUGGGCUCAUGUACAAGAAAAAUGGAAGCCUAGACAAUCAUUUUGUUUUCCUCACGGGUGAAAGUGACUACUUGGACUACACCAAAGUGGUUGCAUGGAACGGCGAAAGCCAGUUGACGUAUUGGUCCUCCAACCAGAGCAACAUGAUCAACGGCACCGACGGCAGCACCUUCCACCCACUUCUGUCCAGGAAGGAGCGCCUCGAUGUCUUCUCUCCUGACCUCUGCAGGUCCAUACAUAUGAAGUAUAUAGAAGAUGUGGUGGUCAAAGGGAUCCCUGCGUAUCGCUUCGCACCUCCUCGAGACGUUCUGGCCAGCGCUGAGGAGAACCCUGCUAACGCUGGGUUCUGUGUGACCACUGGCGGCUGUCUAGGCACGGGCGUGCUUGAUGUCAGCGUUUGCCGUAAUGGGGCUCCUGUUGUCGUCUCAUUUCCGCAUUUCUAUCUGGGAGACAGGAAAUACGUUCAGGCCAUUGACGGGUUGUCUCCAAACCAAGAGGACCAUCAAACAUAUCUUGACCUUAAUCCGACCACCGGUAUUCCUGUUCGUGCCUCCAAAAGAGCUCAAAUAAAUAUCCUUCUGGAAAGAAUCAGCGGUUUCCCGAUGACAAGAUAUCUGAAUCGGACUAUCUUCCCAGUCAUGUUUAUAAAUGAGUCAGUGGUGAUCGAUGAUGCUUCAUCAAUGAAGAUGAAGAAGUUACUGCUUAUAGAGAAGUUGGUCUCCAACUUCCCCUUGCUGAUUAUUGGUUUGGGGGUCAUUAUGCUUCUGGUAUUCAUUAUCCUUAUCUUCAGGUUCCAUCAGCAGAAGAAAAACAUAAAGCACAGUAAGGUGUACACUCCGGUCAAUUAUAAAGCAGAAGAUCCUGCAGAAAGUGAUCAGACUCUGCCCUUAAAAAAUGGCUCCCACGUUGGCAUGUCCACAGUGGAUGGAGAGAAAUCCUGAAACGGAGAUGGCCUUGAGGGGGGGGGGGGACUAGGAGGCAAUUGGGGGGGAGGUGGGAGGGGAGUGGGAUACAGCGGCAGGGACGGAUUACGGACCGGGCCAGCGGGGCCGCUGCCCAGGGGCCCUUGGGGUGCAGGGGGCCCGUGGGGCCCCUAGCCCAAAACAAUUUGCAACGCUUAUCAAGAAUGUAUUUUCGUUUGUCUAUUUUAGAGGGCCUACAUUCUUUGAUCCUCUGCCUACAAGGGCCCCUGACCCUAUAGGGAGGGCGUUUGGCUGCCAAGGGCCCUCGCGAACGUUUUGCCCAGGGGCCCACACAACCCAUAAUCCGUCCCUGUACAGCGGCUGUAGUAAUGAAAGGCAUAAAUGCUUCUAUGCAGUGGUUCAUGUCAUACUUUUGCUCAGGACUGUCAAAUUAAAUGCUGCACUUCCAGGUCACGUGACCUGAGCCAGUGCAGUCAUUUUUGUUCCCAGAAACACAUGGAGCCUGUAUUCUAUUCAUAUGUCAUGUUCAUCAGGGAACAGAACUGGGCUCCUAGCAUAUGGACAGUGUACAGUUGACAUUAGAAAAGUGUACAAACUGAGGCCUGGUCACCCUUGGUUACAAGGAUAUGUUGAUAUAGAAACACAAUAUUAAGAUCUGAAUAUACACUGUAAAUGGAUGUGCAAUCUCUUUUUCAUUGUUCCACACUAUCAGUGUAGUCAAAGUGAUGCGAUAAUCCCAUCAUUCAACGAUCUUGUGCUAAAUAAGCAGACAAUCGAUGGACUGAUGGAUGGAUACCCUGUAAUGUACAAUCCGUUUUCCUCAAACAUGCCAUAUACAUUCAUGGGUAUCUUCUGCUUGUAAAAGUAAGAGCACUUAUUGAUACACGUCCAGUGUCUCUGUUGUGGUAGACAUGUUUUCACUGCAGAAAUUACUAUAAAACUUUCAGCUAACAAGCAAGCGCAGUAUUCGUUGGCUUUUACGCACAAGCAUUUAUCAUUAUUUUUUGAUCAAUUAAAACAUUUACAUUCCCUUUACUGAAUUGUUUCUUUAAGAAUCCUAGCUAUAAUCUAACUAUAAGACAAUAAUGUCCAUGUAUUGGUCAUGAACUGGUUCUUUUCUCAUGCCCCCUAUUGUAGUUGUACUGGACAAGUAAACUACUUUUACACUGAAAAAUUAUUUGAUUAUGAAUCAUAUUAUGAUAUCAUCAGGAAUAUCAGUAAUACAUAAUAUAACCAAGUAUAUAAUGUGAAUUUUUCCAUUGGCAUUACAUUGUCAUCUUUUCAUGAUUUUAUUUUAGCCACUUUAUAGGUCUUGUUGUGCAUUUCAAUAAUGGCUAUUAUGAUUAAUUAUAUUAUAUUAUAUUAAGUUGAAUACAUAAGUUCUUCAUUAAAUCUGUUUCCUCAAUGGUAUAACUUCACAGAGUACAAUCAUUACAUUGUCAGUUUAGGUAACUCAGACCCUAACUUCAUAUUAGUUCACUAUGUGUUGUACAUAGUGUACUUGCUAUGACCAUCUUUACAUACACAAGAAAGGAAGGGCUGUUUCUAGAGUUAAAAUUCUUCUGCAGAAAUGUGAUAAACCGUGAGAUAAAUAACUUUUUAUGCCUAUAUUAUUUAAAGAAAUGGUAAAGUAGAAUUAUAUGGCUAAAAGCUAAAGAAAUACUCUACAGCCUUGCAUUUAGAAGUAAAUUACUAAUGUGUGCCACCAUCUCAGCAGUGGGGGACUAUGCAUUCAGCGAGACAAGACACCAUGUUGCCUUUGUGAUAUGCAUGUAGAGUAGCUGAUCUAGGGCUGUUAGAGUAGUGUGUUGACUUUUCAUUAUCAAAAUUUUUUUACCUUUGCAAAAUUGUGCCUGGCAUGGCACCUACCAACCCACCGUGCCACCCAUGCUGUGCGGAGAGAUUAUUCUUGAUCUCUAAGUUAAACAAAGCACGUAUCCAUCCUUCACAGACAGAUUAUUCUUGAUCUCUUAAGUUAAACAAAGAAGCAGUACCCAUGCUUCAUUGAAAGUACCAGGCCAUGUCACACAGAGUUUAAGAAUAAUGUUCCGAAGUAUGUAAAAGGGGUGCUCUGGUCAAAGCAGAGUGCAUGCUGGGAUUGGAAGCUGCUUUCAAUCCCUGCCCGCCACGUUGCGUGUCCGCGGUAUGGGGGCUCAGCGGACGCUACACUGGCUAGGACAGCUGAGCUGUGUUUCUUUCCUUCUUGUGACACCGCAGCUACAUCCGCAGACAUCAAUAUGUAAUGUUUACAGUCAGUCUCCCCCCCCCAUUUCACUUGUGUGCUGUUUGUUGAGUAUUGGAUUUCAGUCUUUGGGAAGCUCAUAAAAUUAGAUUGUUUGAUUGUUUUCUUUCUUUUUUUCUAUGUGAUGCGCUGAUGAUUGACUACAACUAUAAAAUAUUUGAUGCAUAUCUAAGGGUCUCGCCUUCAUCAUAAGCAGCAGUAACAGUAUUGGGGUAAAUGCAGGCGAAAAGGAUUUGGGUUUUUUUGGAGCUCUGAGAAUCAGAUAAAAAUUAUGUCGCGACCCAGACUAUAAGACAGUAUUAUUUUUACAAUAAUUUGUAAUAUAAUUUGAAAUUAUGAAAGCACCUGGGUGUAAAUUAUAAUUAAUUGCAGAUGACCUGUAAGUUAUAUGUAAGUUAGACCUAUUUAUGGUCAAACAUGUAGAUAACCUCUGCACUGAUGCUAUGUACCACAUCUGGCUCAUAUUUACUUUGUUUUCUUGUUAUUCAAGUGAGGCAUCAUAUUGAAAAUAUUUAGAUAUAACAAAAAUUGAUAGUAGCAGUAUGGUUUUAAAAAUUUAAGAAUGCAGUUAUGCUUUCGUAAAAACACUGUAAUACACAUAGUUAAAUAAAAGUACAUUUUGCUGAA